Messenger RNA from Girardinichthys multiradiatus, 6185 nucleotides. RefSeq names its product caskin-1-like. The coding region runs from base 657 to 5561 and encodes 1634 amino acids. Gene Ontology annotation, molecular function: protein binding. NCBI's taxonomy places the organism in Eukaryota, Metazoa, Chordata, Actinopteri, Cyprinodontiformes, Goodeidae. The transcript has 24 exons. The record is from RefSeq and is a predicted model, not a curated record.
UACAGAGAGCUCGAGAUCACGCGAGCGAUGGCUGCUGCUGCAGCGCACCGCUGGAUUGUGUUUACGACCUGGAGCACGAGGCCGUCACAGCCUUCGGAGGGAAGAGCUCCGCGCGCGCCCGCUUUUUGAACGCACGGUCUUUCUUCACGCGCAGCGUCUGGGCUCCGUGAGGCUUCUCGCUACAUCAGAGCGUUCCGUCUGACGUCUUCUGCGCUCGGUUAGUGAAGGCGCUGUUUUGGAGCGCAGCUGCUGGGGAGAGCGACCAUCCUCCAGCCUGGUACCAGAUUACAGGACACCGAGCCUUCUUUUUCUACAUCGGUGAACUAUCACGCCCGCCGCUGGAAUCUUGAACGGCCCGGCAGCGUCAGGUCCUGUCUCCAUCCAGCAGCGCCGCACCUAGAGGCGGAGGUGGUGUCGCUGUGGGGGGGAAUCCGAGAGCAUCCCUCCAUCCCGCGGAGGCAAUCGCUCCCUCUCGUUUCCGGACCCUCUUCGCCCCAUUAUAUGCUAGAGAUCUAGAGGGGGGUCUCAUCUUGCCAGUAAGGGGUGGAGGGAGGCUGUCCGUGGCCGCGGAACACGCACCCUCCGCCUGCUGAGGCUGGGCUGAAGCGCCGCUGUGUUGAAGGAUGCUGCGGGAGUAAAGCGGCUCAGAGCGGAAGAUGGGGAAGGACCAGGAAUUGCUGCAGGCGGUGAAGACCGAGGACCUUCUCACCGUGCAGAAGCUGCUGCAGAGGCCCAGACCAGGGAAAGCAAAGCUCCUUGGUUCUACGAAGAAGGUGAAUGUGAACUUUCAGGAUACAGAUGGGUUCUCUCCCCUGCAUCAUGCAGCUCUUAAUGGGAAUCUGGAGCUGGUCUCUCUGCUGUUGGAGUCGCAAGCCGCUGUCGACAUCAGAGACCAGAAAGGAAUGCGGCCGCUGCACUAUGCCGCCUGGCUGGGGAAAGCUGAGCCCAUGAAGAUGCUGCUGAAGUCAGGUUCAUCUGUCAACGGCCAAUCAGACGAGGGCCAGAUACCUCUGCACCUGUCAGCACAACACGGCCACUAUGAGGUGUCUGAAAUGUUGCUGCAGCACCAGUCCAACCCAUGCAUCGUGGAUAAUGCAGGAAAAACACCCCUGGAUCUGGCCUGUGAAUUCGGCAGAGUCGGGGUGGUCCAGUUGUUGCUUUCUAGUAAUAUGUGCGCAGCUUUGUUGGAACCUAAAAAAGGAGACACUGCAGACCCCAAUGGGACGUCUCCGCUCCAUCUGGCUGCCAAAAAUGGACAUAUAGACAUCAUCAGACUGCUGAUCCAGGCAGGCAUUGACAUCAACCGACAGACCAAGGCGGGCACUGCCCUGCAUGAAGCAGCCCUAUGUGGAAAGACUGAGGUAGUGAGACUCCUGCUGGAGAGCGGUAUCAACGCAGCUGUUAGAAAUACCUACAGCCAGACCGCGCUUGACAUCGUCUACCAGUUCACAGCAACACAGGCUAGCAGGGAGAUAAAGCAGCUGCUGAGGGAUGCAUCAGCAGCCCUGCAGGUUCGGGCUCUGAAGGAUUACUGCAACAACUACGACCUGACCAGCCUCAACAUCAAAGCUGGAGACGUCAUCACGGUAUUGGAGCAACAUCCUGACGGACGCUGGAAAGGCUGUAUCCAUGACAACCGAACAGGAAAUGAUCGAGUGGGGUACUUUCCAUCUACUUUGGUUGAGGUCAUCAGCAAGCGCACAGGUUUGGCCAGCACAGUCAUUUGCACUCAACAAUUUCAAAAGAUACCGCUGGUUCCGCCGGCGACGGUUGCCCCUGCCAACGCGGUAGUCAACGGCACCGACACCACGUUUCAUCAGAUCCAUAUCCUGCCUCCACCGCCUCCUCCUCCACCACAUUCCCAUCAGCCACUGCUUCCACUUUUUACUUCCUUUGGGUAUAACAGGUCGCCCGUGACAACUCCACAGGGAGACACACCCACUACCCCAGGUUGUCGAGGCUCAGAGGCAAGUCCUAACAGUUCUCCCACCCCAUCCAGAGGGCCCCAUGGAGGCUCCAACGAAGAGAUCUGGGUUCUGCGCAAGCCAGUGGCAGGUGUAGAUCGCAGCAGCAUCGGGAGUUCUGGGAGUGUGACCAGUGUGAGGUCUUCAGGCAGCGGUCAGAGCACCACCAGCGCUGCGCACAUCCUCCAUGCGCAGGCGGAGGGCGUGAAGCUUUUAGCCACGGUUUUGUCCCAGUCUGCCAAAGCCAAGGAGCAUCUGAUGGAACAGUCCAAGUCUUUGGAGCAACCUGCAGGCUCUGCCGGCUCCUCGCGGACGUCAAGCCAGUCAGGCUGUCUGCUCCACGAAGCGCCGCCUUACGAUGCCACGGCAACCAGGAAGGGGGAGGUUCCAUGCGAAGGGAAGAGCUCAGAGGCCGUUGUCCAAUGGCUGAGCGACUUUCAGCUGCAGGUCUACGCUCCAAACUUCCAGGGUGCGGGCUAUGACUUACCCACCAUUAGCCGAAUGACUCCGGAGGAUCUGACAGCUAUCGGAAUAACUAAACCAGGUCACCGAAAGAAGAUUAUGUCAGAGGUUAACAAGCUCAGUGUCACUGAGUGGCUGCCAGAGCAGAAACCGAACAACCUGGGGGAAUGGCUGUCGGCUAUAGGUCUGAGCCAGUACCACCAGGUUUUGGUGCAAAACGGUUAUGAAAACAUCGACUUCAUCACAGACAUCACCUGGGAAGAUCUGCAGGAAAUCGGCAUCACGAAACUCGGUCACCAGAAGAAGCUGAUGCUGGCUGUGAAGCGGUUGGCUGACAUGCAGCGCAGCUCAGAUGGGCGGGGCUCUCUUCGAAAGAAGCCACCCCCAAUCACACAGCAGCAGGAAGUCAUCUCAAUGGACAGCCCGCCCCUUGAUGAGGUCAUCAUGUCUCCAAAGAUGAGUACCUUCCAGGACACUGAAUUGAGCUCAGAGCUACAAAAUGCCAUCACUCACCCAGGUCAAGAGGUCAGGGUUCAGAGAACUCGCACCCUUAGCAAGGACCAGGAAGAGGUGAUUGUGGUGAGUGGUGGUCCGCCGAAGAAGGAGGCACGAACGGUGAGGCAAGAAAGCAGCCAGGGAAGCACCUCAUCCCACAGAGGCAGUGUUUCAUCGCAAGGCAAACACCGUCACUCUCACAACCAGCCUGCACCUCCCUACACACCCCCACAUACACCCACCAAGACCAGAACAAUAUCUUCCUCCUCCACCUCCUCUGCUCAGAGCACAGCUUCACCACAGAGCAAAACCAAACCAUCUCCCCAGUCCAUACAAGGGGAGCAACCUCAGUCGUACUCACAACCCCCUCAGUCUCCGACCCACCGUGGAGCCGCAUGCCAAGUCCCCCAGCAGCAGCAGCCGCAACCUCAAGUUCAGCAGCAGCAUCAGCCCCACCCUCAUCACCACCCACAGACACAGAUAAUGGAGGUUAGAGAAAGCCCACAGCAGCAGGUUCCACACCUUUGUCUACCACCUGAAGCCGAACUGGAAAAGGCUGAGGGAGCAGAACCCUCAGCCCUCAAGAAGAAACGUACCCACAGCCUCAACCGAUAUGCUGUCUCAGAUGGGGAGUGUGAUGAGAGGGUAGGGGGUGGAGAAGGUGGAGGUGGAGGAGAAAGAGAAGCAGAGGCAGCAGUAGCUCAGGGCUCCAUGGUUGUAAGAGCGGAAGGAGGCAAGUACGCCACAGUGACCCACCGUGUGAGCCGCAGCCAUUCUGUCCGCAACCAGGAAAAGGCUGCCGGCCGCAGCCAGGCCCAGUCCUUUGCUUUGCGUCAAAAGAAAAAGGGUCCUCCACCACCCCCACCUAAACGCUCCAGCUCUGCCAUCUCCAGCUCCAACUCCAACUUGACAGAGGCCAACAUGCAGCAGCAGACACACACCACCACAGGAGGUAUGCUGGAUGUGCCUUACCACCAACAGCGGCGUGCCAGCGACCUGGGGAUGUCUGCGGAGACGGCUGCAGUGGAGACCAACAGCAUGGGUAGUGUGAGGAGCAUCGCCGCCAUGUUAGAGAUGUCUUCCAUUGGGGGCGGUGCCAAAGGCAUGGCACUACAGAAGAAUUACCUGCAGGUGGGAAAAACACGGGAGGCCAUUGGUCUGGAUGGUGAAGUGGUGAACCGGCGGCGAACCAUCAGUGGGCCUGUAACUGAGCUGGUGGAGGCUGCCAGGCGGGAACAACCUUCUCCCCUGGGUUUCGCCCCAACCUCUAUCCAACCCCAACCUCAAUCCUCCCCUCCUCUUGUGAACUCCUCUUCACCUCACCCUCCAUCUUCUCCGCUUCCCUGCUCGGGAGGCAGCGGCAACUCAUCAGAGCACCUUCCAUUUGCCGAAGAGGGAAGCCUUACUAUCCGCCGUCAAGCUCGAGGAGAAGGAGAAGGACAGGGUGAUGGCGACGCCCCCCCUGGAGACGGGGCUUUCACCCUGGAGGACACCCCUGAAGCCACCGGAACUUUAAAACGACGGCCUCGCAUUUCCAAGUCCCACCCCAACGGCUCGGACUUCACCCUUCAGGAGUCAUCCACCGUUAAACGGCGGCCAAAGAGCCGCGACAAAGAGCCUGAAGGCUAUGCUGAAAUGGCUGCUGCUAACGGGGAAACGGUUAGCACCGAGCAGCCCAACAACAUGCAGCCAGUACCGUACCAGAACGGCACGGUCACUGUAAAACGCCGCCCAACGUCUGAUGCUGGAGUGACAGAACAGCCGCAACCUCAGGCUCAACUUCAGAAUCAGCCUCAGCAUCAUCCUCAGCAUCAACAUCAACCUCAGCAACAAGUGACUACAACUCCCCGCAGGGACAGUGUGGACCAGGGAGCUCCUGCAGCAAAUGAAGGAGGUCCUGUGAGGAAACCAAAACCUCCGGUAUCCCCAAAACCUGUCGUGGCACAGAUAAAGAGGCAAGGAGGCCCACAGACCCCACCACAGGCUGCCCCCAAUAAGAGGGUUCCCCUGCCAGGGCCAGGGACCCCUGGAAGUCCAGUGGAAGGAAAGAAGAUCCCCCCACCGGUCUCACCUAAACCAGCACCCCCACCCACAGCGCCAAAACCAGCCAAGCUGGUCCACUCUAUGACAAGUCCUGCCUCCCCAACCUCAGCUUCCACCCAAGCUAAGCAGCACUCUGUGGUGGCACGACAGACCAGUUCACCCACCUCCAUUCUGCCAUGCAACACCCCUAACCCCCCAGUCGCCAAGCCGACAAGCCCUUCUUCUCAAAGCCCCCACACGCCACAGACUCCCACUACUCCUCAGACACCCCAGACCCCUGCCACUCCCAGCCCGACUCCGCCACCCGUAAAGCCCCCCCGCUCAUCUAUUGGGGGUGUGUCAGUGGACAGUGGGAUUGCAGGGGGCGCUGUCACACCACAGGCCCCCACAACAGCAGACUUUGGUGUAGACUCUUUGGUGCAUCAGAAGCUGGAGGAGACAAGCGCAUCACUGGCUGCUGCUCUACAGGCUGUGGAAGAUAAGAUUUUGCGGCAGGACGAAUCUGUGGCUGAGCAGAAGACCACGGUGAGCAUCCUCGAUGACAUCGGCAGCAUGUUUGACGACUUGGCUGACCAGCUGGACGCCAUGUUGGAGUAACAGCAGAAACUGAUCAGUCAAUCUCCAUGGCAACGCUGCAUCAAGACUGAAUCAGAUGGCGCAAGAGGCAACCCUCCUCCCUAUCUCUCUCUCUUCUUCUCUUCAUCCACCUCUCUCUGCCACGCUCAUCUCCUCUUAGCCCCGGGCUGCUGUUCGUCCAUUUGUCCAUCGCUGCUCCAGAGGGAACUUGAUUCUUCUCUUCUAUUUCUCGUCUCUUUUCGCAUGGAGCAAAAAAAAAACAAAAAACAAAGUGACCGAGAUGGACCUGGACAGAGAUCUGGUGGUAAGAAGCAGCAGCACUGAAAUACGGAUGGAAAGAGGGGCAGAAAAAGAGAGAUUAAAAAGCCUAGGAGAGAAAAAAGAAAAAACACAAACAAGAAGGAUUCAUAAAGAAACGUAUCACCGUGGAGAAGACUGCAAUCACAAGGUGACUCUUUUAAGAACUCCACAUGGACUCUAUAAGUGAACAAAUACUAAUACAGAUUUAAAAACCAACUGUGUAAUGAAUCAUAGUAUGGUAUGUGUACAUUCUAAGCAUGGAGAGUUUAUAUCUACUGAAAAAGUCCUGCAUUAGCACAGUAAUAUAUGCUAUACGCCGAUAAAUAUGAAUCUCUAGCUCUUUGA